Lathyrus oleraceus (garden pea) is the source of this 1442-nucleotide messenger RNA. Its product is annotated as B2 protein. The record is from RefSeq and is a predicted model, not a curated record. Gene Ontology annotation, biological process: response to endoplasmic reticulum stress. NCBI's taxonomy places the organism in Eukaryota, Viridiplantae, Streptophyta, Magnoliopsida, Fabales, Fabaceae. The coding region runs from base 149 to 1048 and encodes 299 amino acids. The transcript is spliced from 6 exons.
GUGGCAAUCUCCGUAAUUCAGCGAAACAUGGACACCCAUUUCCGUAAAAUAACAACAACUUCAACAAACCUUUAUUAAACUCACUCUUUCAGUUUCUCUCUCCCUCACUCUGGCGUCUUCGAGUUGCAUAGCGAAGUCGUAAAAGAAGAUGGACAACAUGCACAGCUUCUGGCAGUUAGGGGACGAGCUUCGUGGACACUCAAAAGCAUCUGAGGAUCACAAGUGGUUAAUGGUUGCUUCUAAGUUAGCUGAGCAGAGAUCAAAGGCGGAGCGCUUUAACAACCUUGAUCUUUCGAAGGGUCCCAUGGAAACAAGGCCAAGGGAUAAGUUUGGGUUUCAGGAGGAGAACAAAUUUGACACUCUUAACUUGAGCAUGUUAAACCUAGAAUCUAAAUUUACUGAAAAUAUGAACAAAAACUCGCUUCGGAAUGGUGUUUACAAUAUGAAUGCGGUUUACCAGAAAAGCAAUGCAAACUUUGUGGGUAACAUGAACAGUAACAAGUAUAGCGGUAAUGUUCAGCUCAACAAAGACCCGCACAGCAACAACAAUAACAACAACAAUGAAAACAACACAAAUGCUACUGACAAAAGGUUCAAGACUUUGCCUGCAGCAGAGACACUCCCACGCAAUGAGGUGCUUGGAGGUUAUAUCUUUGUUUGUAACAAUGAUACAAUGCAGGAAGACUUAAAACGUCAGCUAUUUGGUCUGCCUCCAAGGUAUCGAGAUUCGGUCAGGGCAAUAACACCGGGGUUACCUCUAUUUCUAUAUAACUAUACUACCCAUCAGCUGCAUGGCAUUUUUGAGGCAACAUGUUUUGGGGGUUCUAACAUAGAUCCAACUGCAUGGGAGGAUAAAAAAUGCAAAGGCGAGUCAAGGUUCCCAGCUCAGGUAAGAAUUCGUGUCAGAAAAAUUUGCAAGGCACUGGAAGAAGAUUCAUUCAGGCCAGUUUUGCAUCAUUAUGAUGGUCCAAAGUUUCGCCUUGAGCUGUCAGUUCCAGAGACCCUGGACCUAAUGGAUCUAUGUGAACAAGCUGGUUCUGCAGCCUAAGGAAAUAAUCCAUCAUUCAAAAUAAUAUAUAGGUUUCAGUGUGCAUGCUGUGUGCUUUUGGCAGAUUUUCCAUGAAGCGUAAGCUUGGAAAGUAGUGUUUGGCGGAUCAUCUUUGGAUAAGUUGGGGGUAACAUGUUUGUGAAGAGUUCGAGCUAUGUUCUAAAUAAAUGUUUGUUGUGUCCGCUGAAGCUGCAUUGUAGCUAUUGCAUAUACCAUCUUAUGAUUGAUUGCUAUGGCAUCAUAGAGAUGACUGUCUGUAUUGUUGAAGUAAAGUCUUUAUGUUAAACCUGAAAAGAAAAAACAUGUAAAAGCAUUGUAAUUGUGCAAUCUUAUAUUGACUUGUUCGAAGUGAUCUUAUGUUAUAUAUUUUAAUAACUCCGUAAUAUUGAUUAUA